Messenger RNA from Oncorhynchus gorbuscha (pink salmon), 1808 nucleotides. RefSeq names its product zinc finger protein 239-like. The record is from RefSeq and is a predicted model, not a curated record. Gene Ontology annotation, molecular function: DNA-binding transcription factor activity, RNA polymerase II-specific; RNA polymerase II cis-regulatory region sequence-specific DNA binding. Bases 217 to 1350 code for a protein of 377 amino acids. The transcript is spliced from 2 exons. NCBI's taxonomy places the organism in Eukaryota, Metazoa, Chordata, Actinopteri, Salmoniformes, Salmonidae. Gene Ontology annotation, biological process: regulation of transcription by RNA polymerase II.
CUGCAGUGACCUCGGUAGCUCGCUAGACAACGAAGUCGGAACAUUCAAGUUCUUUAGAUAAUUUCCUGGUUUGUUUGCCACUUUGAUUUAAACAUACUUAUGCGGAAACAACUAGCUAUCCCAUUGAAUUUAAUAUUUAAGUUGUAAGUCAACUUGCUGGCUGGUUAAGUUAGCACUAGUCUAGUCGCUAAUGCUAACUAGCUAACAUCUCCGACCAUGAGUUCACUAAGCUACUCUCCUGCUGAAGAAGAGGUCUGCUGGACGGAGAAAGAAGCUCACGUGAAAGAGGAGGAGGAAGAGGAGGCUAUUACAAUACAAAAACAAGUAGAGGGUGAGGCUGUUACCGUGAAAGAAGAAGAGAAAGACGCAUUCAGAGUGAAAGAGGACGAAGAUGUUACUGUGAAAGAAGAGGAGGAAUAUUUGGGUUUUGGAGUGGAGGAUGAAGUGAAAGAUGAAGUGGUUUUUGGAAUAAAGGAUGAAGAGGGGGAGAUUACUGUCACAUUAGAGGAGGACGAAGAAGAGAGGACUGGAGAACUGAUUAACACCAGUAAAUACAGAGAGAGAUGUGACUAUCGUGGAUCCUCUGGGGGGCCUCAACAUCCUCAGGGUGCUGACAGGGCAGAGAAGAGUCUCUCCAGAUCAGAACACCUCAAGAAACACCAGCAGAGACCCACAGGGAAGAAAUCUAAUUGCUGCUCUGACUGUAGGAGAGGUUGCAAAUCUUCAUCAGAACUUAAAAUACACCAGAGAACACACACUGGAGAGAAGCCUUAUAGCUGUAAUCAAUGUGGGAAAAGUUACUUAAGAUCAGAUUCACUAAAAGUACACAUGAGAAGUCACACUGGAGAGAAACCUUAUAGCUGUACUCAAUGUGGGAAGAGUUUUAGUCAGUCAAGCAACCUGUUAUCACAUCAGAGAAAACACACAGGAGAGAAAUAUUAUAGCUGUAAUCAAUGUGGGAAGAGUUUUACUACAUCAAGCCAUCUGAUUCGACACCAGAGAACACACACAGGAGAGAAGCCUUAUAGUUGUAAUCAUUGUGGGAAGAGUUUUACUCAGUCAAGCACCCUGGUAUCACACCAGAGAAUACACACAGGAGAGAAGCCUCAUAGUUGUAAUCAAUGUGGGAAGAGUUUUACUCAGUUAAGUACCCUGAUAUCACACCAGAGAACACACACAGGAGAGAAACCUUAUAGCUGUGACCAAUGUGGGAAGAUUUUUACUACAUCUAGUGAUCUGACGGUACACCAGAGAACACACACAGGAGAGAAACCUUAUAGCUGUGAUCAAUGUGAUAAGAAAUACUCUGAUAAAAGAUCUCUGAUUAAACAUCAGAAAAUACAUUCAUGAAGGAGUUGUUUCAUGAUAUCAAUGAAAUAAUGUAGAAUGUUUUAACAUUGUAGUAGGAAUAUUUUAAUGAUGUCACAAUGUAGAACCCUAAAUGUUUGCCCCUUGUCAAUUGGUUUCACCGUAGGGAUGGUGCUUGGUUUCCUCCAGACGUGACACUUGGCAUUCAGGCCAAAGAAUUACAUUUUGGUUUCAUCAGGCCAGAGAAUGUUAUUUCUCAAGAUCAGUCCUUUACGUGCCUUUUGGCAAAUACCAAGCAGGCUGUCAUGUGCCUUUUACUGAGGAGUGGCUUCCCCAUGGCCACUCGAUCAUAAAGGCCUGCUUGGUGGAGUGCUAUAUAGAUGGUUGUCCUUCUGGAAGGUUCUCCCAUCUCCACAGAGGAACUCUGGAGCUCUGUCAUAGUGACCAGCAGGUUCUUGGUCACAUCCUUGAACAAGGCCCUUCUCCCCUGACUGAUCUGU